Messenger RNA from Anneissia japonica, 612 nucleotides. RefSeq lists its product as uncharacterized. The coding region runs from base 1 to 612 and encodes 203 amino acids. NCBI's taxonomy places the organism in Eukaryota, Metazoa, Echinodermata, Crinoidea, Comatulida, Comatulidae. The transcript has a single exon. The record is from RefSeq and is a predicted model, not a curated record.
AUGAACGGAAAAGAUCUAGAUACGGUGGAAAAGUUUUCAUAUCUUGGAGCCAUUGUGACAAAUGAAGGGGGAAUUGGUGACGUGAACAACAGACUUCCAAAAGCCAGAGCUACAUUCACCAAACUGAAGGGAAUAUGGAAGUCAAAUAUAAUUAACAGAAGAACGAAAAUAAAAUUAUACAAUGUGCUAGUUAAAUCUGCUCUCUUAUACGGAUGUGAAUCGUGGAAGAGGACGAAAGGAGAAGAAAAGGAAAUAGAUAUAUUUCAAAAUAAAUGCCUACGUUGGAUGCUAAAUAUUAAAUGGCAAGAGAGGGUGACAACUGAAGAUUUAUUGAAAAGAGCAGAUACGCAACCGAUAAGCAAAGAAAUUAGAUGUAGAAAAUGGAAAUGGCUGGGGCAUAUACUAAGAAAAGAUCAAGGAGAUGACUGCAACAUUGCAUUGACAUGGGCACCGGAAGGUAAGCGAAGACGAGGUAGACCAAACACAACAUGGAGACGAAUGGUAGAAAAAGAAAGAAAUAUGGGAGGAUGGACAUCAUGGGGAGUAGCUAGAGCGGCAGCGGCCAACAGGGACAGAUGGAGGCAUUCUGUUGAGGCCUUAUGCGUCACUUGA